AUGGCCACGUACGACUCCAAGGUACUCGAUAGAGCUGAGGGAGCGCUAUUUGGGUCGGCGCUGGGUGAUGCAAUUGGGAUCUAUACCGAGUUCAUGGCGGCGUUCCAAGCGACCGAGUUCUAUGGGCCAGAACCAAAGAUCUCUCUCAUCCCACCGGAGACGCCGCUCCAUAACGAUACCCAUCGAUGUCGCUUCGAAAGCAGAGCAUGGACAGAUGAUACGGACCACACCAUCCUCAUGAUGCUCUCGUUUCUGCGAAAACGCGAACUUUCACCCGACGAUUUCGCUGCUCGGUUACAUUUCUGGUGUACACAGGGCCUGCGUGUUUUGGAUAGACUUCCUAUGGGACUCGGCAAACUCGUUGGCAGCGUUGUCUUCGCUCCGGACUUCAAAUCACAUCCGGCUCGGACUGCGCUUGAGCGCUGGGAAGAAAGCGGCAAGAAUGUCGCCCCGAAUGGCUCUAUAAUGAGGACAACACCAGUUGGCGUAGUUUGCAUACCCCAAUCUGAAGAAGAAACAUUCUUCUCGGCAAUCCGAAUGGGGGCUGUCACCCAUGCCGAUCCUCGCUGUGCCCUUUCGGUCGCCAUUGUGUCUGGCCUCGUCCGCGCGCUGUGUCUCGGGGAGGUCCGCGACAUCGACGAUGUGAAAGCAUUAAUCGACCGUGCUUGGGCUUACACGGAGGUCAAGAUGCCUGAACACGCCUCAUUGCUGGACCGAGCAGAAUUUGACCGCCAUGCGUAUGCGGAGACCCUCGACUCGCUCGUGCUUGCUGACCGAACGAUGGGCUACGUCUAUAAAUGUCUCGGCUCCGCUUUGUGGUGUCUGCGUCGCACUCUCACUCGACAAGACACUUUUCGGUCAGCUAUGAUGACUCUUAUCAUGCACGGUGGCGACGCGGAUACCAACGGCGCUGUUGCUGGUGCUCUAAUGGGGGCGUUGAUUGGGUACAGGUACCUUCCUCCAGAGUGGCGGGAUGGGAUGCGUCAUCGAGAAUGGUUCCAGAGCAAAGUUGCUGCGCUCUUGGUUGUCUCUGGGCUCAAAGAGGGUCUAUAUGAUUCGGAGGCAGAUCAUGACACCGAGAUAGAUGGUGGCAAGGGGUCUUUGACAGAAGAGCAGAUGAAGAAACGCGAGAUGGACAUUAUGGAGCGGAUGCUCUUGGCGGAGAAAGAGCGUAGGGAAGCAGCCGAGGCGAAAGUCAAGGCUGCUCAACCUAAAUCAUUGUGGAAAUCAUUCAUUCCCAAGUGA
Molecule: messenger RNA, 1245 nt
Organism: Mycena indigotica
Lineage: Eukaryota; Fungi; Basidiomycota; Agaricomycetes; Agaricales; Mycenaceae
Exons: 5
Coding region: 1-1245 (414 amino acids)
Source: RefSeq, a predicted model, not a curated record